Coregonus sp. 'balchen' is the source of this 23119-nucleotide messenger RNA. Lineage: Eukaryota; Metazoa; Chordata; Actinopteri; Salmoniformes; Salmonidae. The record is from the annotation of a GenBank genome assembly.
AUGGGAAGAUUAGACACUCUGAGAGAAUUUAAUUUAUUGUCAUGGAUGAGAGAGGAAAGACAAUCGAGGAAGUUGACCCUGGUCAUCGUUUUCAUCGCCUUGCUGCUGGAUAAUAUGCUUCUAACGGUGGUCGGUAGGUGCAACUUUGGAAAAAUUAUUUUCACACCUGUUACUGUUGUGUCAACCGUUGUUUCACCAAUUGAAACGUAUCAAUGCCUUUCUAAAGGCCAAUUCGAGUCUGUUGCUUGCCUAAAUAAUUGACAGAUAUUCUUUUGAAUCAUGCAAUGUUUUGUUAUUUCCCUUGUAAGAAGGUUGUAUUCUCCUUUUUGUUUAGAGUAGUUCAAUUAUAAUUUUUGGUGUGGAACAAAAGUUAUUCCGUCCUGGCUAUUGCUUUCCCCCAAAAAUAUAAAGAAAAAUAAGGCUAGUCUAAAGCCUAUGAUUUGCUCAUAAUUUUACCUUGCCUGAAGCUUUGUAAUUAUAUACGAAAUUAGACACUAGCUCCUUCAGUUGUUAAAUUUAAUUCAAAUAAGAUACACAUUGGUUUUCAUCUGAUAUCCAAUAUUAGAUAGCACAAUGAGUAAGAAUGACAGCCUGGUCUCAUAGACUAGACGUAACAUAGUAAAUGUAAAUCAUGGCCACUAAAAUUAGUAUGAUAUGUUAGGUUUGGUAUGGUUACAUAAAACAGAAGGUUAAGUAAGGCAAAAACGAAAGUAUGGUGGGUAAGCGUAUAACGCGAAUGUCGAGCAACCCAAAGGUUGCGUGUUUGAAUCUCAUCACGGACAACUAGCAUUUUAACUAAUUAGCAACUUUGCAACUACUUACUACUUUUGAGCUACUUUGCAACUACUUAACAUGUUAGUGUUAGCCACCUAGCUAACAUUAGCCACAACAAAUUGCAAUUCAUAACAUAUCAUACGAAAUGGAUGAUGGACAUCCACAAAUGAAUACAUACCAAUACCAAAUGUAACAUAUCAGACUAAUUGGGGUGUCUGGAUGUACAUUUACUAUGUUACGUCUACCCCUGAGUCCAGGCUGAGAAUGAAUGCAUAAAAUAUGUCAUAAAUCAAACAGAUUGUGAAUUAAAAUGUAAAAAUACCCAUAAUAACAUAUUAGUAAGCGGCCUAUGUGCUACAAUGUUGUUCCCUAAACAUUUCAUCUGUCCAUUAUUCAUUUUAUCAGAUUGUGUCAAGUGGUUUAACACCUUAGGCAUUUUCAAAAGCUGUAUGUAGCCUAUAGUGUAAAGCUUCACAGGGAGAUUAAUUGUUAAUAAUUGGUCAUCAUUUAUAUAUCCUUUCACGUGGCAAGUGAAGAGUAAUUAGUAAAUGAAAACUAUGGUGGACCGGGAUGGUGGACCCGCUACAGAUUAUUUGGGCAGGGAAUUCAUCCAUCUGUAUAUUUUUGGUCCCAAGGUCCCCAGCUCACUUGAUUUCCUUGAAAGCAUCAGCACUGCCAUUACCAAUGAAUCUCCCAGUCGUAUCAGAUAGAUUAUAGAUGACAUUGAUGUGCACACGAAUGCUGUUAUUUUGCGCGAUAUUGUGCCGUUAGCGCUGGACACGUCUCCCGGACAUGUCCCUUGAGCACUGGAUACAGAUGCGCAUUGGAAGAAUGUCCGAAUGUCAGUCAGAAAUGACUCUAGAGUAGCUGUACAGUGCCUUGCAGAAGUAUUCACCCCCCUUUGUGUUCUUCCUAUUUUGUUGCAUUACAACCUGUAAUUUAAAUUGAUUUUUAUUUGGAUUUCAUGUAAUGGACAUACACAAAAUAGUCCACAUUUCAAAAAAUUCUAAAAAAUGAAUAAUGGAAAAGUGGUGCGUGCAUAUGUAUUCACCCCCUUUGCUAUGAAGCCCCUAAAUGAGAUCUGGUGCAACCAAUUACCUUCAGAAGUAACAUAAUUAGUUAAAUAAAGUCCACCUGUGUGCAAUCUAAGUAUCACAUGAUCUGUCACAUGAUCUCAGUAUAUAUAAACCUGUUCUGAAAGGCCCCAGAGUCUGCAACACCACUAAGCAAGGGGCACCACCAAGCAAGCGGCACCAUGAAGACCAAGGAGCUCUCCAAACUGGUCAGGGACAAAGUUGUGGAGAAGUACAGAUCAGGGUUGGGUUAUAAAAAAAUAUCAGAAACUUUGAACAUCCCACGGAGCACCAUUAAAUCCAUUAUUAAAAAAUUUAAAGAAUAUGGCACCACAAUAAACCAGAGAGGGCCGCCCACCAAAACUCACGGACCAGGCAAGGAGGGCAUUAGUCAGAGAGGCAACAAAUACACCAAAGAUAACCCUGAAGGAGCUGCAAAGUUCCACAGCAGAGAUUGGAGUAUCUAUCCAUAGGACCACUUUAAGCCGUACACUCCACAGAGCUGGGCUUUACGGAAGAGUGGCCAGAAAAAAGACAUUGCUUAAAGAAAAAAAUAAGCAAACACGUUUGGUGUUCACCAAAAGGCAUGUGGGAGACUCCCCAAACAUAUGGAAGAAGGUUCUCUGGUCAGAUGAGACUAAAACUGAGCUUUUUGGCCAUCAAGGAAAACGUUAUGUCUGGCGCAAACCCAACACCUCUCAUCACCCCGAGAACACCAUCCCCACAGUGAAGCAUGGUGGUGGCAGCAUCAUGCUGUGGGGAUGUUCUUCAUCAGCAGAGACUGGGAAACUGGUCAGAAUUGAAGGAAUGAUGGAUGGCGCUAAAUACAGGGAAUUUUUUUAGGGAAACCUGUUUCAGUCUUCCAGAGAUUUGAGACUGGGACGGAGGUUCACCUUUCAGCAGGACAAUGACCCUAAGCAUACUGCUAACGCAACACUCAAGCGGUUUAAGGGGAAACAUUUAAAUGUCUUGGAAUGGCCUAGUCAAAGCCCAGACCUCAAUCCAAUUGAGAAUCUGUGGUAUGACUUAAAGAUUGCUGUACACCAGCAGACCCCAUCCAACUUGAAGGAUCUGGAGCAGUUUUGCCUUGAAGAACGGGCAAAAAUCCCAGUGGCUAUAUGUGCCAACCUUAUAGAGACAUACCCCAAGAGACCUGCAGCUGUAAUUGCUGCAAAAGGUGGCUGUACAAAGUAUUGAUUUGGGGGGGGUGAAUAGUUAUGUACGCUCAAGUUUUCUGUUUUUCUGUCUUAUUUCUUGUUUGUUUCACAAUAAAACAUAUUUUUAAUCUUCAAAGUGGUAGGCAUUUGUUUAAAUCAAAUGAUACAAACCCCCAAAAAAUCAAUUUUAAUUCCAGGUUGUAAGGCAACAAAAUAGGACAAAUGCCAAGGGGGGUGAAUACUUUCGCAAGCCACUGUAUAUGCCUAUACGUGAUUGGAGGCAAAUCUAUAAACAGCAAGGGUAUGAAUAACAAUUAAUAUGAUAAAAACAUAAUAACAAUAAUAUGAAAAUAAUAAGCUAAAACCAUCUUCAUGGGGCCAAUUAUUGUGUUAUCUGCCACAUUUAUAGCUAAAUUAGUUAAAUAUAUUCUUAUCCUUUGAAACAAAUGUAGUGUGUGUGCUAAUGUCCUACAUUUACAUUUUAGUCAUUUAGCAGACGCUCUUAUCCAGAGCGACUUACAGUUAGUGAAUAGAUUUUUUUUUUUUUUUUUUUUUUUAUACUGGCCCCCCGUGGGAAUCGAACCCACAACCCUGGCAUUGCAAACACCAUGCUCUAUCAACUGAGCUACAUCCCUGCCGGCCAUUCCCUCCCCUACCCUGGACGACGCUGGGCAAAUUGUGCGCCGCCCCAUGGGUCUCCCGGUCGCGGCCGGCUACGACAGAGCCUGGAUUCGAACCAGGAUCUCUAGUGGCACAGCUAGCACUGCGAUGCAGUGCCUUAGACCACUGCGCCACUCGGGAGUCCUACCUGCUACACAAAUCAAAUAAAAGGAAAUACAUUUGUAAUUAUAUUCCACACAGAUUUCUUUGGAUGAUGAUGUAUAUCAGAAUAUACUAUAGUAGACAUAAAACUUUUCACCAUCUGUUUUUCUGCUCCUUUCUUCCUGGUAGUCCCCAUCAUCCCCAGCUACCUAUACACAAUUGAUGAUGCAGCAGCCAACAUGGCCAAGAAUCACACCAUGGUCUCCCCACACACCCCUUCUGGAACCUUCCAGACCAUUGUGUCCCUCUAUGACAACUCUGUCAGGGUAACCAGCGGGGGCCCAAUGGAUUCCACACCCAUACCCUUGGGUCAGACGCAGGCGGUCUCUCCUUCCACCUCGGCUCUCACACCCCACAACUCCACACAGCCUGACUGCCCCAAAGCAGAUGACCAGCUGCUCAAUGAGAAUGUGAAAGUGGGGCUACUCUUUGCCUCCAAGGCCACCGUACAGCUCAUCACCAACCCCUUUAUUGGGCCUCUCACCAACAGGUGGGUGAAUGACAUGAUCACACUGGUUGGUGUGUUUUCUGUUGCUCUUUUUCAAAUGUCUUAUAUUAUUUAAAUGAAAUGCCAGCUGUGAACUGGUUUGCAUGGCAACUAGCUUAGAAGUUGGGAGGCUUGAGAUACUGUAUAUUCAUAUAAUUGAGGUUUCGUAAGACCUGUCUAUUUAUGUUGCCCUUGUUUAUGAAGAGUUUUAGCAUUUAAAAUUAUUCCCUGGUUGCACAAUUUUUUAAAUUAUGGUUAUAAAGUGGUUGUUUGAAAUCAAAUCAAAUCAAAUGUUAUUUGCCACAUGCGCCGAAUACAACAGGUGUAGUAGACCUUACAGUGAAAUGCUUACUUACAAGCCCUUAACCAACAAUGCAGUUUUAAGAAAAAAAGUGUUAAAUAAAAAAUAGAUACAGUGAGGGAAAAAAGUAUUUGAUCCCCUGCUGAUUUUGUACGUUUGCCCACUGACAAAGACAUGAUCAGUCUAUAAUUUUAAUGGUAGGUUUAUUUGAACAGUGAGAGACAGAAUAACAACAAAAUAAUCCAGAAAAACGCAUGUCAAAAAUGUUAUAAAUUGAUUUGCAUUUUAAUGAGGGAAAUAAGUAUUUGACCCCUCUGCAAAACAUGACUUAGUACUUGGUGGCAAAACCCUUGUUGGCAAUCACAGAGGUCAGAAGUUUCUUGUAGUUGGCCACCAGGUUUGCACACAUCUCAGGAGGGAUUUUGUUCCACUCCUCUUUGCAGAUCUUCUCCAAGUCAUUAAGGUUUUGAGGCUGACGUUUGGCAACUCGAACCUUCAGCUCCCUCCACAGAAUUUCUAUGGGAUUAAGGUCUGGAGACUGGCUAGGCCACUCCAGGACCUUAAUGUGCUUCUUCUUGAGCCACUCCUUUGUUGCCUUGGCCGUGUGUUUUGGGUCAUUGUCAUGCUGGAAUACCCAUCCACGACCCAUUUUCAAUGCCCUGGCUGAGGGAAGGAGGUUCUCACCCAAGAUUUGACGGUACAUGGCCCCGUCCAUCGUCCCUUUGAUGCGGUGAAGUUGUCCUGUCCCCUUAGCAGAAAAACACCCCCAAAGCAUAAUGUUUCCACCUCCAUGUUUGACGGUGGGGAUGGUGUUCUUGGGGUCAUAGGCAGCGUUCCUCCUCCUCCAAACACAGCAAGUUGAGUUGAUGCCAAAGAGCUCGAUUUUGGUCUCAUCUGACCACAACACUUUCACCCAGUUCUCCUCUGAAUCAUUCAGAUGUUCAUUGGUAAACUUCAGACGGCCCUGUAUAUGUGCUUUCUUGAGCAGGGGGACCUUGCGGGCGCUGCAGGAUUUCAGUCCUUCAUGGCGUAGUGUGUUACCAAUUGUUUUCUUGGUGACUAUGGUCCCAGCUGCCUUGAGAUCAUUGACAAGAUCCUCCCGUGUAGUUCUGGGCUGAUUCCUCACCGUUCUCAUGAUCAUUGCAACUCCACGAGGUGAGAUCUUGCAUGGAGCCCCAGGCCGAGGGAGAUUGACUGUUCUUUUGUGUUUCUUCCAUUUGCGAAUAAUCGCACCAACUGUUGUCACCUUCUCACCAAGCUGCUUGGCGAUGGUCUUGUAGCCAAUUCCAGCCUUGUGUAGAUCUACAAUCUUGUCCCUGACAUCCUUGGAGAGCUCUUUGGUCUUGGCCAUGGUGGAGAGUUUGGAAUCUGAUUGAUUGAUUGCUUCUGUGGACAGGUGUCUUUGAUACAGGUAACAAGCUGAGAUUAGGAGCACAGCGUGUGUUGUUACCUACCCUUACCACCUGGGGGCGGCCCGUCAGGAAGUCCAGGAUCCAGUUGCAGAUGGAGGUGUUUAGUCCCAGGGUCCUUAGCUUAGUGAUGAGCUUUGAGGGCACUAUGGUGUUGAACGCUGAGCUGUAGUCAAUGAAUAGCAUUCUCACGUAGGUGUUCCUCUUGUCCAGGUGGGACAGGGCAGUGUGGAGUGCAAUAUAGAUUGCAUUAUCUGUGUAUCUUUUGGGGCGGUAUGCAAAUUGUAGUGGGUCUAGGGUUUCUGGGAUAAUGGUGUUGAUGUGAGCCAUGACCAGCCUUUCAAAGCACUUCAUGGCUACAGACGUGAGUGCUACGGGUCGGUAGUCAUUUAGGCAGGUUAUCUUAGUGUUCUUGGGCACAGGGACUAUGGUGGGCUGCUUGAAACAUGUUGGUAUUACAGACUCGUCUAUUUGCGCCUCUACCGGAUGGAAACUACAAGUGUAACGGCUGCGCUCAAUGCAAUGGCACUUACAAAUGUAGAUCCUUUAAACACCCCCAAACAGGGAAACAGAUCCCAAUCAAAGGUGUUAUUACGUGCUCCACUAAGGCAGUUAUUUAUCUUAUAACUUGUCCUUGUGGUAAAAAUGAUGUGGGUAAAACAAAGCACAAAUUAAAAGUACGAAUCUCGGAGCAUCGUAGCACCAUUAGGUGCAAAAACUCGACAUACCCAUUCGCUGUCCACUUCUUGGAAGCGAACCAUUCGAUUUCGUCCCUACGUUAUAUAGGCAUCGAACAUGUCACCCUCCCUAGGAGAGGGGGUGACCUCGACAACUUAUUGUUAAAACGAGAGGCUGCCUGGAUCUUUAAUUUAAAGACCCUUGCUCUCUUCGGUCUCAACGUACACUUUGAUUUGAAGCCAUUCUUGUGAUUAUUGUGAUUUUGCUAUUCAUUGUAAAUGUUUGUGGGCCUAUGUAGCCAAGUUGUAUCUAUUUUAUGAUCGUAUGCUAUCCAUGUUUUUUGUAUGUUCUGUUUAUCUGUGAAUUAACCAACGCUAUUAGGCCACACCUGGCCAUGAUUACAGACACCUGCGUGUGUCCUUUGACAUUAUAUAAACUACUGACCCGCAGUGUUUGUCAUUAUACCCUGAUGAAGACAGCUUGUCUGUCGAAACGUUGGUUAUUAGGAUAUUAAAUGAUUGCAUCUGAGCUCCAAGAGUGUGCGGCUUUCCUUUUCUUUUUCAAGUGUUUUACUCCGUUAGCCAGUACCUCGCCUAAAUAGGUGUGCGUUUCUUUCGCCUCUGUAUUACAGACUCAGUCAGGGACAUGUUGAAAAUGUCAGUGAAGACACUUGCCAGUUGAUCAGCGUAUGCUCGGAGUACACGUUCUGGUAAUCCGUCUGGCCCUGCGGCCUUGUGAAUUUUGACCUGCUUAAAAGUCUUACUCACAUCGGCUACGGAGAGCGUGAUCACAUAGUCAUCCGGAACAGCUGAUGCUCUCAUGCAUGCUUCAGUGUUGCUUGCCUCGAAGCGAGCAUAGAAGUGAUUUAGCUCGUCUGGUAAGCUCUUGUCACUGGGCAGCUCGCGGCUGUGCUUCCCUUUGUAGUCUGUAAUAGUUUGCAAGCCCUGCCACAUCCGACGAGCGUCGGAGCCGGUGUAGUACGAUUCAAUCUUAGCCCUGUUUGAUGGUUUGUCGGAGGGCAUAGCAGGAUUUCUUAUAAGCGUCCGGGUUAGAGUCCCGCUCCUUGAAAGCGGCAGCUCUACCCUUUAGCUCAGUGCGGAUGUUGCCUGUAAUCCAUGGCUUCUGGAUGGGGUAUGUACGUACGGUCACUUUGGGGACAACGUCAUCGAUGCACUUAUUGAUGAAGCCAGUGACUGAUGUGGUGUACUCCUCAAUGCCAUCGGAAGAAUCCCGGAACAUAUUCCAGUCUGUGCUAGCAAAACAGUCCUGUAGCUUAGCAUCUGCGCCAUCUGACCACUUCCUUAUUAACCGAGUCACUGGUGCUUCCUGCUUUAGUUUUUGCUUAUAAGCAGGAAUCAGGAUGAUAGAAUUAUGGUCAGAUUUGCCAAAUGGAGGGCGAGGGAGAGCUUUGUACGUGUCUCUGUGUGUGGAGUAAAGGUGGUCUAGAGUUUUUUUUCCUCUGGAUGCACAUUUAACAUGCUGGUAGAAAUGAGGUAGAACGGAUUUAAGUUUCCCCGGAUGAGCGUUUUCCUGUUUGCUUAUGGCCUUAUACAGCUCAUUGAGUGCAAUCUUAGUGCCAGCAUCGGUUUGUGGUGGUAAAUAGACAGCUACGAAAAAUAUAGAAGAAAACUCUCUUGUUAAAUAGUGUGGUCUACAGCUUAUCAUGAGAUAAUCUACCUCCGGCGAGCAAAACCUUGAGACUUCCUUAGUAUUAGGUUUUAUCCACCAGCUGUUGUUUACAAAUAUACACAGACCGCCACCUCUUGUCUUACCGGAGUCAGCCGUUCUAUCCUGCCGAUGUAGCGUAUAUCCCGCUAGCUGUAUGUUAUCCAUGUCAUUACCAUUUUUUUAAAUUCCUGUUGGUAGGAUAUCCUUGAUCUUAGGUCGUCCAUUUUGUUUUCAAAUGAUUGUACGUUGGCUAAUAGGAUUGAUGGAAGAGGCAGAUUACUCGCUCGCCAUAGGAUCCUUACAAGGCACCCCGACCUACGUCCACGAUAUCUCCGUCUCUUUCUCAUGCGAAUAAGGCAGAUUUGGGCCUUGUCGGGUGUCUGUAGAAUAUCAUUCGCGUCCGACUCGUUGAAGAAAAAAUCUUCAUCCAAUACGAGGUGAGUAAUCGCUGUCCUGAUAUCCAGAAGCUCUUUUUGGUCAUAAGAGACAGUGGCAGAAACAUUAUGAACAGAAUAAAUUACAAAUAACGCGAAAAAACACAAUUGGUUAGAGGGCCGUAAAACAGCAGCCAUCUCAUCUCCUCCGGCGCCAUUACACGUUUCAUACAGUUAUGACUUGAUUUAAGUAAUAAUUAAGAGAAGUCGUUUUGAAUGACACUAAAAUGAGAUGACAGCAGGCAUGCAGGUUAUGCCAGUGUGUAUCUUCAGAGUUCAGUGUGUAGCCACAUGCAGUGUGGGUGCCUGCCAGGUCACAGUGGCUUCCUGCUAGCCCAGAGCUAAAUGGUGACUCAGCUUGGCCUGCGUUUGGGUAAUCAGUCAAAGGUCAAUGGAGAGAAAGACCAGUAACAGACUAUUUUCAAGUGACAGGGAGGAAAAUCAAAUGCUGACAUUUGUAUAUUGCUAUUUUGAGACCAAAUGUCAUGUCAGUUAGAUCUAAUCUAUAGCUGAAUUCCUGUUUAGAUGUUUGUGUUGGAUUUAUUUGUCUGCAUGCAUGCAUUCAGUAUGGAUCCCUGCUUGUAGUGCUUUACAAGCAAUUAUAGUUAUUGUUUUGAACUACUUACUGUGUUCUGAAAUUACUCAAUAUUGAUUAUACUAUGGAUCAAUACUUUUGUAGACAUAUCUGUAUGUUAGCGCACAUAUUCGGAAAGACCAAUUUGUCAGAGAUAUGACUGGCUCCCACGCAGUGCUCACUGCUCAGUAUUGACAAAUGCAUCAAGGCUAGUAUUUACCGUCUCAGCUGGGCACCACAAUAUGCUGUAAUUGAAGCAAACUAUAGAAUCCUAUUAUGUACACUUAGUCACCUUCCGUGUGGGAAAGGACAACACAAGGCAAGUCAUGCAUGUUAGGUACAUGGAACAAGCCUCUCAGUACACACAAUGCAUUGUGAUACAACAGAGUUUUUCUGCACAAAAAUAUUUACAAAAGCAUUGACAAUGCACAAUGGUUGUGUAAUUUUUGUGCAGACCAACUCCCAGAUGUGUAUCACCCAAAUAUCAGUUGUAUCACAACCAUUGUGUCAAAUGCAUUGUACAUCAGUUGUACAACCUGAGUUUGUACGAGGCCAAAGAGAGUUUCUGCCCAACUUCUGCUACUUGACUGCCUAAUGUUAGAUGAGCUGUAGUUAUCUGUGUCUUGUUUUAUAUAGUAUUGCAUUACAUUGUAUAGUAUUGAGAAAGGAUGUCUCAAUGUGCUUACAGAAUAGGAUACCAGAUCCCCAUGUUUGCUGGGUUCUGUAUUAUGUUCCUGUCAACCAUUAGUAAGUAUUACCCACAUCCACACCUGUCACAUCCACACCUGUUUCCAGAUCUCACACUGUGUUUCAAUUAUAUUUUUUCAUGAUUGAUGUUUUCUUUUGUUUUUUUGUCUAAAUUUCUAUUGUCGUUGUUGUCAAGUGUUCGCCUUCUCAUCGAGCUACACUCUGCUGUUUCUGGCCAGAUCCCUGCAGGGUGUUGGCUCCUCCUGCUCCUCCGUGGCUGGUAAGGUCCUUGGCAUUAUCCUGACAUUUAUGGAUGCUUUCAGGAUUAGCUUCACUUUGAGACAGCUGCAGCCAGCACAUUCAGUUUCACCAGAAACUUCACCUUUUUCUUACAGUAGGCCUACCUUGGUAUGCAUCUUUAUGUCUCUCGAGUUGAACAAUGAGGCAUUUAUUAUACACAGCUCUAGUUGACUUAUUGAAAGGUGCUGUGGUAAGAGGAACAACAAAUACUCCUAAUAUAACGCUGGUAAGUGUCUAUUCAAACAGUCACAGAGGUUUUGUUUUCUUCAAGCAGCCCUGGGAUAAAUGAAGAGCAGUGUUUCAAGAACUGUAAUAAUAAUAAUAAUAAUAAUAAAUGUAGUGUGCUAUAAAGAAAUACAGUGCCUUGCAAAAGUAUUCAGAUUGACAUUUUAUUAUGUUACAAAGUGGAAUUAAAAUUGGUGUAAUUGUCUUUUUUUCUGUCAACAAUAUACACAAAAUACUCUGUAAUGUCAAAGUGGAAGAAUUAAAGAUUAAUACAAAAUUGUAAUAAAUAAUUAAAAGUCGUUGCAUAACUAUUCAGCCCCUUUGUUUAGGCAAGCCUAAAUUAGUUCAGGAGUAAAAUUUGGCUUAACAAAUCACAUAAAAAGUUACAUGGACUCACUAUAAUAGGGGUUGACAUGAUCUUUAAAUGACUAACCCUUCCUCUGUCCCCCAUACAUACAUCUGUAAGGUCCCUCAGUCAAGUAUUGAAUUUCAAGCACAGAUUCAACAACAAAGACCAGGGAGCUUUUCAAGCUUUUCGAAAGCCUCAUAAAAAAGGGCAGUGAUUGGUUAAUGGGUAACAAUAACAAAUCAGUCAUUAAAUACCUUUAAGCAUGGUCUAGUUAAUAAUUAUGCUGUGCAUUAUGUAUUAAACCACACAGACAGGUGAACUGAGCUGCAGGACAGGAAUGAAACUGCUCCAUGAGGCCAUUGGUGAUUUUAAAACAGCUACAGAGUUCAAUGGCUGUGAUGGGAGAGAACUGAGGAUAGAUCAACAAACAUUGUAGUGACUCCACAAUAAUGACCUAAAUGACAGAGUGAAAAGAAGAACACAAAUAUACAAAACAUGCAUCUUGUAUACAACAAGGCACUACAGUAAUACUGCAAGAAAAACAUGGCAAAGGAAUACACUUUUUUGCCUAAAUGCAAACCCUAUGUCUGGGGCAAAUCCAACACAACACAUCACUGAGUAACUGCCUCCUUAUUUUCAAGCAUGGUGGUGGCUGCAUCAUGUUAUGGGUAUGCUUGACAUCGGCAAAUACUGGGGAGUUUUUCAGGAUAAAAAAAAAACGGGAUAGGGCUAACCACAGGCAAAAUCCUAGAGAGAAACAUGCUUAUUCACAUUUCAACACAAGGCCAAAUCUACACUGGAGUUGCUUACCAAGAAGACAGUGAAUGUUCCUAAGUGGCCAAGUUACAGUUUUGACUUAAAUCUGCUUGAAAUACUAUGGCAAGACUUGAAAAUUGCCAUGAUCCCCAACAUCUUGACAGAGCUUGAAGAAUUGAGAAAAUAAUAAUAGGCAAAUAUUGCACAAUCCAGCUGUGCAAAGCUCUUAGAGACUUACCCAAGAAGACUCACAGCUGUAAUUGCUGCCAAAGGUGUUUCUAACAUGUAUGGACUCAGGGAGCUGAAUACUUAUGCAACGACUAUAUUUUAUUUAUUUCAUUUUUAUUAAUGUUUUAAACAUUUUAUCAUUUUUCUUCCACAUUGACAUUAGAGUAUUUUGUGUAGAUUGUUGACAAAAAAUGACAAUUAAAUCCAUUUUAAUCCUACUUUGUAACACAAUAUAAUGUGAAGAAAUACAAGGGGUCUGAAUACUUUAGCAAGGCACUGUAUAUCACCCUGACUGCUUUAACCAAACAUAUCGAUUUAGCCUAGUCAAAUGUACUUAUGUAUAUAAGAGCUUACAUGUUCUGUUCUUCUAGGGAUGGGGAUGCUUGCCAGUGUGUACACAGAUGACGAGGAGAGGGGAAAUGCCAUUGGGAUAGCCCUGGGUGGUCUCGCCAUGGGUGUGCUGGGUAUGUACACAAUUCAUGACGCAUUUGAGCUCUUUGUAGACUACUGUAACAGGCCAUGGUUGGCCCAAAUCAUUGACCAUCUUUACUUUCUUCCACCCAGUGGGCCCACCAUUCGGCAGUGUCAUGUAUGAGUUUGUGGGGAAAACGGCACCUUUCCUCAUUCUGGCUGUUCUGGCUGUGCUGGAUGGAGGUAAGUAAUGUGGCCAUGUUUCUCUCUAUCAUAAAGCAGAUAUUCUGUUUUCUCUAAUCAGGAGUCACCUGUUAGGGAUGCUAACUAAGUUCAUCCUCUGUGUCUCCCAACAGCACUGCAACUGUUCAUUCUCCAGCCCUCAAAGGUGGAACCAGAGGUGUGUAUCGUUAUAGAUUUUACAGCUCUUUUUAAGAUUAUUGAUGUAAAUUCAUUGGAAUUGUGUAGGAAUGUGUUCACAAUCACCAGAUCACUGUGAUAUGAAAGUGGGGAUCAAUAGAGUAUUAUAAGUGAUUUGAUUGGGAUUGAUUGGAUUCAUACAGCAUCUUUCCAGAUGCUUAAAGUGCUUUACACUGUUUAGGGUAAACAAAAUAGUGCACUGGCCAUUAAAAGUAAUUUAACACAGAAUAAAUAUACUUUUCUCUGUCAGAACUCUUCUGCCAUGCACACAGAUAAGCAGAGAAAUAAACUUCAGCCGCUCACAGUGACAGCCAUGAGUGAUGAUAUGUUUGGAAGUGACUUCCAGCCAGGUUUUUAUAUCAGAGCGGCAGCCCGGUCUGUGUUCUGUGUAGGUCUCUGGUAUGAUGGGUUACCAUCCCAGUUAGAGGAGACGUGUGCCUGGGAUGGAUAUUCCUAUCACAGCCCCUCUGAAUUUGAUCUAUGGGGCUGAUGUGUAUCAGUCACCACGGAUACCAAGGAGGCAGCGACAGAGACCCAAUCAGAUGGUGGCUGUGAUUAUCAGACCAAUGACGCUUAGACAUUGUUUAGUUGUGAAUGAAGAAUAUUAAAAAGGGAAAAAGGGAAUGGGACAUGACAAUCCUCACUAUUAGUACAUCUCUGUGGCUGAGAUUUCUAACAGUGAUGUGAAUACAUGAUCAUUAAGCUUAGAGAUGGUGUCAGAGUAACUGACAAGAGGUUAUUGUCAGAGCUGUGCCAGUCAUUAGUGAACUCAAUGGCUAUGUGUGGACAUUUCCUAUUCAUUACUGUAAGAGCAGGGACCAUCAGAAUAGAGAGGAAAAGUGGUCUUUCAGUGUGCACAAAUACUGUGCAUACUGAAAGCACAGAUAGUAACCGUACAUCACUGUACAUCAUUGUGGAAUGUAAAGGCACAGACAGUACUGUAGUAAUUAAGUACCACAUAAUUAUUCGUGGCAUCCUUUUUGUAUUAAUCAGUUUUGACAUGAAACUGAUAGCUGUCUGUUUAGCUCUACAUUUUCUGAUCCUUUUCUCUCUACAGAGCCAGAAAGGGUCCUCACUGUGGAGCCUUAUUAAAGAUCCAUACAUACUCAUUGCUGCAGGUAAGAAUUCAUAAUUUAUUAUUGUUAGUCAUAUUAUUACUUCAUUCUGAAGUACCCGCUGUGGCAUUUCCCAUUUCAGUCACACUAAGCGAAAAGCAACUAGGUGGGAGCAAAGAUGUGGAUGAAGAAUUGACUGAGAUGGUCGAACAAAUUGUAUUUCAGUGGUUGAAUUUGUGCCCUGAGCUAGGAAAAGACAAACACUGUGCCUACCAAUUGAUUUCUGGGUUAAGAACAGUAUUAUUGCCAGAAAGAGUGUUGAGAGGGAGCGAGCACUGCAUGUUAGAAGGGGUCAUCUCCGCAUCAGAAUAGACUGUGUAUGUGUGUGGGUGCGUGCGUGCGUGCACACUUGCUUGUGUGUGUUGGAGUAUGUGUAAUGCUGAAGUGCUGGGGGAAACAGCAUAUAUGUGUCAGUGAGCCUCCCCACCACUUCAAUUACCAGGCCCUUUGGCCAGGGUGGCCUAAUACUUGUUAUUAUAUUUCUGAGGGGGAGGGCGGGGGCUGACGGGGACACACAAAAUGUGUAAAGAUGGAGAAUAAUGGGCCCAGGGUCCACUUAUCCUCCAUUACAUUCUCUUUUCCAGGAUCCAUUUGUUUUGCAAACAUGGCCAUCGCCAUGUUAGAACCAGCGUUGCCUAUUUGGAUGAUGGAGACCAUGUGUCCAAGAAAAUGGCAGCUAGGUAUUUUGACAUUUCUUUUCCUUUUUGUCCCUCUUGACAACCCUGUUUCCCCUAUUGAGAAUGCUGCCCAUGAAACCAUUCUGCUUGCUGAAUGUACUUAGAAUAAUGGUCUUCAUUUCAACUCAAGGUUUGAAAACACAGCAAAAAGAAACGGCAUAGCACAAUAAUAACUUGAUUAUGACACUGUGGAUUCUAACUGUGGACUUACAAUAACUUCAUACAGUAUCUAGAUGAUCAUUGAAAAUGAUCAGUAGUGUUCUCCACCUCAUUGAACCUCCCGUUGUGGUGAAACGGGGGGGGCGGGGGGGGGGGGACAGGAUAUUAGGGUUUCAUUUGCGGGCGAGUGGAGAGUGGGAGUGUUCAUUACUGUGUCUAGGAGAUAUGCUGGAGAUGAUAGAGACGGAUAAUGUGCAUUCUUAUCUGGGCCCCUCUCUCUACCCUGCUCUCUCUCUCAAUCUUGCUCUCUCUCUCUCUCUCUCUCCCUACUCUGCUCUAUCUCUCUCUACCCUGCUCUCUCGCUCUCAACUGAUCUCUGUCUCUCCUCUCUCCCGCUCCAUAUCUAUCCCUGUCUCUGUCUCUCUCUCCCUCUCUAUCUUUCUCUCUGCCAGGCGUUGCCUUCGUGCCAGCCAGCAUCUCCUACCUUAUUGGAACCAACAUAUUUGGCGUCCUCGCGCACAAGAUGGGGAGGUAGGGAGGGAAAUGACUCCCCUUUUUUCCGUCUCCUUAUCUUUUCCUGCGUUGGUAUCUGUUUCCUGUGCUAUUGAGCAACUCUAAAUGAGAUUUCUCAGACAGGUUGGGUAUUUGCUGUUUAUUGAAGUCUCAGUGUGACAGUGUGUUUAUAACUGCUUGGCUAACGUUUGUUUGUUUACCACAGUUGAUCAAGUGUGUGCUCAGUCACAUAUAAAUCUUUAGAUUUUUACCUCACACUUUAUGACAAUACAUGUGUUUCAGGGCUCAAAUAUUGCCUGUAGUUAUAGCAGUAUUCUUUUAUAAAGUUUAAAAAAAGCUAAAAUGUGUUUCUCAAAAUGUCCUAAUCCUCACUCAAAGAGAACAUUUGCUUCCUCUGUUCGUUUAUUUGAAGUUUAUUAUUCGAAUAAAUCGGAUUUUGUGGCCUUGCGGUACAGAACAACUGUGAAGGGAGGGGAGAGGGAGAUUGACUGUUGUCAUUGGCAGACCCAGAACUGCUCUUCCCUUUUUUCCCAGAUGGCUGUGCUCUCUAAUCGGGAUGGUCCUUGUGGGGGUUAGCAUCCUCUGUGUGAGUACUAGACACAUCUUUAUCCAGCUCAACAUAAUGCUAACCUUACUGUACCUGUUUGGCCUGGUGGCAUCAUCAGUAUCAGGGGGUCCAUCUAAAGACAUUGGAUAACACUAUUGGCUAUACAGUGCCUUCGGAAAGUAUUCAGACCCCUUCACUUUUUCCACAUUUUGUUACGUUACAGCCUUAUUCUAAAAUGGAUUAAAUAAAAACAAAUCCUCAUCAAUCUACACACAAUACCCCAUAAUGACCAAGCAAAAACAGGUUUUUUGAAAUAUUUGCAAAUUAAAAGAAAUAUAGAAGAAAUUUAAAAAAUACCUUAUUUACAUAAGUAUUCAGACCCUUUGCUAUGAGACUCAAAAUUGAGCUCAGGUUCAUCCUGUUUCCAUUGAUCAUCCCUGAGAUGUUUCUACAACUUGAUUGGAGUCCAACUGUGGUAAAUUCAAUUGAUUGGACAUGAUUUGGAAAGGCACACACCUGUCUAUAUAAGGUCCCACAGUUGACAGUGCAUGUCAGAGCAAAAACCAAGCGAUGAGGUCGAAGGAAUUGUCCGUAGAGCUCUGAGACAGGAUUGUGUCGAGGCACAGAUCUGGGGAAGGGUACCAAAAGAUUUCUACAGCAUUGAAGGUCCCCAAGAACACAGUGGCCUCCAUCAUUCUUAAAUGGAAGAAGUUUGGAACCACCAAGACUCUUCCUAAAGCUGGCCGCCCGGCCAAACUGAGCAAUCGGGGGAGAAGGGCCUUGGUCAGGGAGGUGACCAAGAACCCGAUGGUCACUCUGACAGAGCUCUAGAGUUCCUCUGUGGAGAUGGGAGAAACUUCCAGAAGUACAACUCUCUCUUCAGCACUCCACCAAUCAGGCCUUUGUGGUAGAGUGGCCAGACGGAAGCCACUCCUCAGUAAAAGGCACAUGACAGCCCGCUUGGAGUUUGCCAAAAGGCACCUAAAGACUCUCAGACCAUGAGAAACAAGAUUCUCUGGUCUGAUGAAACCAAGAUUGAACUCUUUGGCCUGAAUGCCAAGCGUCACGUCUGGAGGAAACCUGGCACCAUCCAUACGGUGAAGCAUAGUGGUUAAAGCAUCAUGCUGUGGGGAUGUUUUUCAGCGGCAGGGACUGGGAGACUAGUCAGGAUCAAGGGAAAGAUGAACGGAGCAAAGUACAGAGAGAUCCUUGUUGAAAACCUGCUCCUGGGUGCUCAGGACCUCAGACUAGGGCUAAGGUUUACCUUCCAACAGGACAACGACCCUAAGCACACAGCCAAGACAACGCAGGAGUUGCUUCGGGACAAGUCUCUGAAUGUCCUUGAGGAGCCCAGCCAGAGCCCGGACUUGAACCCGAUCGAACAUCUCUGGAGAGACCUGUAAAUAGCUGUGCAGCAAUGCUCCCCAUCCAACCUGACAGAGCUUGAGAGGAUCUGCAGAGAAGCAUGGGAGAAACUCCCCAAAUACAGGUGUGCCAAGCUUGUAGCGUCAUACCCAAGCAGACUCAACGCUGUAAUCGCUGCCAAAGUUGCUUCAACAAAGUACUGAGUAAAGGGUCUGAAUACUUAUGUAAAUGUCAUAUUUAAAUGUUUUAUUUUUAAUAAAUUAGCAAAGAUUUAUACAAACCUGUUUUUGCUUUGUAAUUAUGGGGUAUUGUGUGUAGAUUGAUGAGGGGGAAAAACGAUUUAAUCAAUUUUAGAAUAAGGCUUUAACAUAUCAAAAUGUGGAAAAAGUAAAGGCAGUGUAAAUACAAAAGUAUGUGGACACCCCUUCAAAUUAGUGGAUUUGGCUAUUUCAGCCACACUCGUUUCUGACAGGUGUAAAACAUCGAGCACAAAACCAUGCAAUCUCCACAGACAAUAAUUUGCAGUAGAAUGGCCUUACUGAAGAGCUCAGUGACUUUCAACGUGGCACCGUCAUAGGAUGCCACCUUUCCAACAAGUCAGUUCGUCAAAUUUCUGCCCUGCUAGAGCUGCCCCGGUCAACUGUAAGUGCUGUUAUUGUGAAGUGGAAAUGUCUAGGAGCAACAACAGCUCAGCCGCGAAGUGGUAAGUCACACAAGCUCACAGACCGGGACCGCCGAGUGCUGAAGGAUGUAGCGCGUAAAAAUAAUCUGUCCUCUAUUGCAACACUCACUACCGAGUGUAGCAAAAUCAGCACAAUAACUGUUCGUCGGGAGCUUCAUGAAAUGGGUUUCCAUGGCCGAGCAGCCGCACACACGCCUAAGAUCACCAAUGCGCAAUGCCAAGCGUCUGCUGGAGUCGUGUAAAGCCUGCCGCCAUUGGACUCUGAAGCAGUGGAAACGCGUUCUCUGGAGUGAUGAAUCGCACUUCACCAUCUGGCAGUCCGACAGACGAAUCUGGGUUUGGCGGAUGCCAGGAGAACGCUACCUGCGCCUAUGCACAGUGCCAACUGUAAAGUUUGGUGGAGGAGGAAUAAUGGUUGGGGGCUGUUUUUCAUGGUUCAGGCUAAGCCCCUUAGUUCCAGUGAAGGGAAAUCUUAACGCUACAGCAAACAAUGACAUUCUAGACGAUUCUGUGCUUCCAACUUUGUGGCAACAGUUUGGGGAAGGCCCUUUCCUGUUUCAGCAUGACAAUGCCCCCGUGCACAAAGCGAGGUCCCUACAGAAAUGGUUUGUCGAGAUCGGUGUGGAAGAACUUGACUGGCCUGCACAGAGCCCUGCCCUCAACCCCAUCAAACACCUUUGGAAUGAAUUAGAACACCGACUGCGAGCCAGGCCUAAUCACCCAACAUCAGUGCCCUACCUCACUAAUACUAUUGUGGCUGAAUGGAAGGAAGUCCCCGUAGCAAUGUUACAACAUCUAAUGGAAAGCUUUCCCAGAAGAGUGGAGGCUUUUAUAGCAACAAAGGGGGGACCAACUCCAUUUUAAUGCCCAUGAUUUUGGAAUGAGAUGUUGGACGAGAAAGUGUCCACAUACUUUUGGUCAUGUAGUGUAGGUGAAAGCUAGGGUUUUACCAACCCAGUCAUGUCAGAUCAGGGGUUACAUACAAGAAGGGAGGGAGUAAGGAUGCAAUUUCAAAGUAUUGGAACAGGCCUAUUGUCUUAAUGUAUCUCAUUAGUCUCCAAAUCACAUUUUGAGUCUACAAAGGGAAGGGGAGGUCAAUCAGAAGUCAACUCGAAAGCCAGUCAGAAAACAGAGAAUUCUCUGGACACAGAUAAUUACAUUUUCAUUGUAGUUCCUUAUGCAAUUGUGUUGUGUGUGCAAGAACAAAUGUAGUGUGAGAACAAAGAUCCUCAAGUCCUUAGACCACAUAAAGAUGGUAUUCUGGAUUACUCUAUAAACAUUUGAUCAAUACAAAUCCUAUUACACUCUUUACCUUGACUAUGUCGUGUCAUAGGUUCCUUUUGCUAAGGACAUCUAUGGACUGAUACUCCCGAAUUUCGGUGUUGGUUUUGCAAUUGGUAAGUCAAUUUGUAUUGCAUUGUAUAGAGAAACUAGUGGUCGCUUGUAACGCCAAGGUAGUGGGUUCGAUCCCCGGGAUCACCCAUACACAAAAAAUGUAUGCACGCAUGACUGUAAGUCGCUUUGGAUAAAAGCGUCUGCUAAAUGGCAUAUUAUUUGUUAUUUAAACUACAACUUAUGAAAUUAGCAUCUGGUUUGUAACUGUUAAUACUGAAUUUCUCAAUGUCUUGUCUCUUGUCAGGCAUGGUGGAUUCCUCUAUGAUGCCAAUCAUGGGCUAUUUGGUGGACCUGAGACAUGUGUCAGUCUAUGGCACUGUGUACGCCAUUGCUGAUGUGGCUUUCUGCAUGGGCUUCGCUUUAGGUAAAUUACCGUCAGAUGCUUGAAAAUAACCCAGUCCCAUAGCAUAGUUUUAAAACAUUUCUAUCACACAUUCUUAUGUAUGUUUUUUGAGGUGUGGCAUAGUAAGAGUAGCAUCAUGAUAUGUCAGUUUGGGGGAAAUAAGGCCUCUAUAUCUGACUCCUCUAUAAGCUCACUAACCUUCCUUUGCUGAUGAAGGUCCGUCCGCUGGAGGCGCCAUAGCGAAGAGCAUUGGGUUCCCCUGGCUCAUGACCAUCAUCGGCAUCGUGGAUAUCCUCUUUGCUCCCCUCUGCUACUUCCUCAGGAGUCCUCCUGGGAGGGAAGAGAAAAUGGUUAGACACCUAACACCUCGUACACACAUAAGCACCUACACACACUAACACACACUUCACGGAGGUAUGCAUUUGUAUACUGAAUACUUGUAAAGCUGCAUCUGAUGCAGAGAGAACUAUCCAUUGCCAUCCCCACAGGCUCAAACUAUUGCUGUCUUUUAUAGGCAAUACUACCAGGUGAAACAGAGAGAGAGGAACUCGAGUUACACUUUGAUCAUGAGACACACUUUGAUUUGGCUGUCUAUUUAAGUUGACCAGUUCAGGUCUCAUCAUUGCUGUGUAAUGCAUUCUACUGCUUUUGGCCACCCCCACCCCAGUUUCCACCUGCUUUUGGUUCCCCAGACUAAAUUGAUUUAGAGUAUGAGUAAGCUAUGUAUGGGUAGGUAGAAGAGGAUGGCUUAUUUGUGCACAUGGGGAGGGAUAGGUGGAUAGAUUGUGCACAUGGUGGCUGGUGGCACCUUAAUUGGGGAGGACGGGCUCAUAGUAAUGACUGGAAUGGAAUAAAUGGAAUGGUAUCAAACACAUGGUUUCCAUGAUACCGCUCCAUUCACUCCAUUCCAUACAUUAUUAUGAGCCAUCCUCCCCUCACCAACCUCCUGUGGUGGAGGGAUUGGUGGAUAGAUUGUGUGUAUGUUUACGGUUUGCUGUAUCAGACACACCUCAUACAUAAACGGAUAGCAGGGUAUUCAGCUUGAUUGAAGUGUUUGAACUACAUAAAGUUUAUACCCCCUUUUGAACAUGUUGGGGGUAGAUGGUGGUGGUGAAUGUUGGUGAGUCUAAAGGUAACUGCCAAAAUAAAGGAAACAAUUAAGUAAAUGAAGGAUACAAAAUAUUGAAAGCAGGUGCUUCCACACAGGUGUGGUUCCUAAAAUAAUUAAGCAAUUAAUAUCCCAUCAUGCUUAGGAUCAUGUAUAAAAAUGCCCAGUUGCCCAUUAUUGUAGCUACCAUGGCUAGAAUAAGAGAUCUCAGUGACAUUGAAAGAGGGGUUUCAAAGGAGCAUAGGGGGUUUAAAGGGUGUGUGUGUCUCAGUCACCAGAUCUCAACCCAAUUGAACACUUAUGGGAGAUUCUGGAGACAGCUUUUUCCACCACCACCAUCAAAAGAUAAUUGUGUAGCAUCCCUAAAAUAGACAAUGCCAAGGCGCAUUGAAGCUGUUUUGGCGGCUCGUGGUGGCCCUACGCCCUAUUAAGACAGUUUAUCUUGGUGUUUCCUUUAUUUUGGCAGUUACCUGUACAUAGGUAGAAAUGCUUUUAUAAAUUGCACCUGAGUAUGUCUGCAACUAAAUAUUGGGUCAAAGGAUCAAAGAAUUACAGUGCAUUCGGAAAGUAUUCAGACCCCUUCACAUUUUCCACAUUUUGUUACGUUACAGCCUUAUUCUAAAAUGGAUCAAAAUAAAUAAAAAUAAACUCAUCAAUCUACACACAAUACCCCAUAAUUACAAUGCAAAAACGUUUUUUGAAAUUUUUGCAAAAUUAUUACAAAUAAAAAACAGAAAUACCUUUGCUAUGAGACUUGAAAUUGAGCUCAGGUGCAUCCUGUAUCCAUUGAUCAUCCCUGAGAUGUUUCUACAACUUGAUUGGAGUCCAACUGUGGUAAAUUCAAUUGAUUGGACAUGAUUUGGAAAGGCACACACCUGUCUAUAUAAGGUCCCACAGUUGACAGUGCAUGUCAGAGCAAAAACCAAGCGAUGAGGUCGAAGGAAUUGUCCGUAGAGCGCCGAGACAGGAUUGCGUUGAGGCACAGAUCUGGAGAAGGGUACCAAAAGAUUUCUGCAGCAUUGAAGGUCCCCAAGAACACAGUGGCCUCCAUCAUUCUUAAAUGGAAGAAGUUUGGAACCACCAAGACUCUUCCUAGAGCUGGCCGCCCGGUCAAACUGAGCAAUCAGGGGAGAAGGGCCUUGCUCAGGGAGGUGACCAAGAACCCGAUGGUCACUGUGACAGAGCUCCAGAGUUCCUCUGUGGAGAUGGGAGAAACUUCCAGAAGGACAACCAUCUCUGCAGCACUCCACCAAUCAGGCCUUUAUGGUAGAGUGGUCAGACAGAAGCCACUCCUCAGUAAAAGGCACAUGACAGCCCGCUUGGAGUUUGCCAAAAGGCACCUAAAGGACUCUCAGACCAUGAGAAACAAGAUUCUCUGGUCUGAUUAAACCAAGAUUGAACUGUUUGGCAUUCUGCAGCGAUAUGCCAUCUCAUCUGGUUUGGGCUUAGUGGGACUAUCAUUUGUUUUUCAACAGGACAAUGACCCAACACACCUCCAGGCUGUGUAAUGGCUAUUUUACCAAGAAGGAGAGUGAUGGAGUGCUGCAUCAGAUGACCUGGCUUCCACAAUCCCCCAACCUCAACCCAAUUGAGAUGGUUUGGGAUGAGUUGGACGGCAGAGUGAAGGAAAAGCAUCCAACAAGUGCUCAGCAUAUGUGAGAACUCCUUCAAGACUUUUGGAAAAGCAUUCCAGGUGAAGCUGGUUGAGAGAAUGCCAAGAGUGUGCAAAGCUGUCAUCAAGGCAAAGGGUGAAGAAUCUCAAAUGUAAAAUAUAUUUUGAUUUGUUUAACACUUUUUUGGUUACUACAUGAUUCCAUAUGUGUUAUUUCAUAGUGUUGAUGUCUUCACUAUUAUUCUACAAUGUAAACAAUAGUAAAAAUAAAGAAAAACCCUAGAAUGAGUAGGUGUGUCCAAACUUUUGACUGGUAGUGUAUGUAAAUGUGAUAUUACGGUUUUUUAUUUUAAUACAUUUGCAAACAUUUCUAAACCUGUUUUUGCUUUGACAUUAUGGGGUAUUGUGUGUAGAUUGAUGAGGGGGAAAAAACAAUUUAAUCCAUUUUAGAAUAAGGCUGUAACGUAAACAAAAUUUGGAAAAAUGUGAGGCAUACUGAUGAAUUUGCCUUGGUAGUUGUCUUCCAUCAAAGCUACAUGACUGUAUACAAUGUAACCACAGUACAAAGCUCUUUGUGUUCAAUCAAUAGCAAUCUUUUGUCUCUGAAACUAACAAAUUAUUGGUGGCUAUUUUAUGCUCUUUUAGUACUUUUUGGUUGUAUUCUGACUCUAGACAAUUGUAAUCUUCUCAGGCCAUCUUGAUGGACUCUAACUGCUCGAUGAAGACCCGAUCAUACUCAACACAGGGGAACACAGAGUACGAAGAGAUGGAGACAGAGUACGAUGAGUAUUAAUGGACACCAGACAUGUAUGUUACCUUCCAGAGGAUCUAUUUUGUUGUACAAAAAGAG